AUGCUGCGUGUUGGGCCUGAGCAAAACACGGCUUUAUUAUCAGCUGAGCUAGACUCAGUCCGAAAUCUGCUUGAAGCAAAACAGCGUGAACUCAACAUGUCGAUGCAGAAAGUAGAGCAACUAACAAGUGUGCUUGGCGAUUUGCGCAAAACAUCGACAGCGACAAACGGGGCGGAAGAAGUGAACAAGCUAAACAGAGAAUUGAAUGCUCUUCACAACUUGAAUAAUGAUCAAUCCCAGCGGCUUCAAGCGCAGCGGGAUCUUCUUCGAAAGAAACAAGAAGAGUCCCAAGAAUUAGACAUGAAAAUCCUCGAACUUGCAGAUAGAAUCAACAAAAAACGAGCAGCUCAAACGAAGGGAAGCCAGAAUCAGCAAAAAUACACGAAUGUAGCUGCAGUUGAGCCCCUCGUCAAUUCAACGCAAAAUAAAAUCGGUUCAAAAAUUGACGGAUUGCCGCAAAAGGCGCAAGUGCUGAAUAAUAUCACUUCAAGGACGGAAAUUGCGCCUGAUGAUGCUGAUCGGAAGAAGCGAGGGCAGAGGCCUAUCAGUGAAAUUCUCACGCGUCAAGACCAAAAAGACUCCAAAUCAAAAUCAUCGUCUUUGGCACCGGGCAACUCGCUUUUCCAGUACCGUAAUCCUUCCGAAGAAAAGCCUCGUCCACCGCCACCAAGCUACACUGAAGCUCUAUCCAGGCGCUCCCUGCCUGGACAAGCGUCACGAGGAAAACUAGGCAUAAAAAAGCCCGAAAUUGCAUUGAUAAAGAGGAAACAGAAAAGGUUCGGAAUGGACAAGAGCAAGGCCAGGUGGGAAAUUAUCAAGAAAGCUUCGAGUAAACCUCUCGUCAGUCAAGUGUCUCCAGGAGGCGAUAAGAACGUCUUCGAUGAGUGGCGAAAACGAUACGCGAAUACCCCGCGACCACUGAAAAAGCGCUCCUCCUUCUCGGAAGCAGAAGGCAACAACUACUAUCAACAAUUGUACAAGACCUCUGAUCCGCUCUUUCGCGACCCACGGAACAUUCCUCUUGAAGAGGAAGCUGAGCAAUCAAGUCAGAGCUCCGAGAGCGAAAAUCAAAUCAAGCAGGAAGCUCCUAAAUCUUCACCAUCAAGGGGCGGAAAAGCUGAUCAAGAUGCCCCUCCGACACCGCCUCAGCGCGCACCGGAUGAAAAAUACAGUAACUCCACUCGUUCCCCGCCACAGCUGAAAAGUGCGAUCAAAAAGCCGAGAGGCAUUUUGAAGAAACAAGGCGCGCCAAGGAACAGUUCGAGACGAGUGGAGCUUGAUCCCCUGGCACUGCUUCUGGAUGCUUCUCUUGCUGGAGAGAUUGAUGUCGUCCGUAGUGUGAUCGCAAAGGUUUCAAAUCCAAGCUAUGCAAAUGACGAAGGAAUCACCGCGCUUCAUAAUGCCGUAUGCGCCGGUUAUUUUGAUGUUGUCAAAUUCUUGGUUCACUCGGGUGUCGAUAUAAAUGCGGCGGAUUCGGAUGGUUGGACGCCGUUGCACUGCGCUGCCUCUUGCAAUUCCUUACAAAUGGUCAAAUUUCUGUGUGAAAAUGGCGCCCAGAUCUUUGCCGAAACUUAUCCUGACAAUGAUACUGCCGCAGAAAAAUGUGAAGAACUGGAUGAAGGGUACGUCAAUUGUACCGAGUAUCUUUACGGAACACAGGAAAAACUUGGUGUCGUGAAUAAAGCAUCAGUUUAUGCUCUUUUCGACUACGACGCUGAAAGCUCAGAUGAACUAUCUUUCAAAGAAGGAGAUCUUCUCUACGUUAAACGUAGAGGAGAUAGUGACGAAGACAAAUGGUGGUGGAGCCGCCACUCCGACACUGGAAGAGAAGGAUACGUACCGCGAAACUACCUUGGCAUGUGGCCGAGGAUAAAACCGCCUUCGAAGAAGUAA
Oikopleura dioica is the source of this 1893-nucleotide messenger RNA. The record is from the annotation of a GenBank genome assembly. NCBI's taxonomy places the organism in Eukaryota, Metazoa, Chordata, Appendicularia, Copelata, Oikopleuridae.